This is a messenger RNA of Mixia osmundae IAM 14324, 1876 nucleotides long. RefSeq lists its product as uncharacterized. Gene Ontology annotation, biological process: 'de novo' IMP biosynthetic process. The transcript has 8 exons. NCBI's taxonomy places the organism in Eukaryota, Fungi, Basidiomycota, Mixiomycetes, Mixiales, Mixiaceae. Gene Ontology annotation, cellular component: cytosol. The record is from RefSeq and is a predicted model, not a curated record. The coding region runs from base 35 to 1876 and encodes 613 amino acids. Gene Ontology annotation, molecular function: phosphoribosylaminoimidazolecarboxamide formyltransferase activity; IMP cyclohydrolase activity.
GCGCGCAAAGACAUAAAAGUAGUUCCACCAGAAGAUGGUCGCAACAGCGCUCCUGUCAGUCUCUGACAAGUCUGGCCUGCUCGACUUUGCGCGUGGCCUGCAUGAGGCUGGUGUGCGCCUCAUUGGCUCUGGCGGUACGGCAAAGGCAGUCAGAGAGGCUGGUCUCCCCAUAGAAGAUGUGUCGUCUAUCACGGGCGCGCCUGAAAUGCUCGGUGGCAGAGUCAAGACCUUGCACCCCGUUGUUCAUGGAGGCAUCCUGUCACGAUCCAUCGAAUCUGACUUGGCGGACUUGAAAAAGCACAAUAUUGCGCCCAUUGACAUUGUCGUUUGCAACUUGUACCCCUUCAGUCAGACGGUCUCAAAGGUGCCUGCGCCAUCAAUCGCAGAGGCAGUUGAAGAAGUCGACAUUGGCGGUGUCACACUCCUGAGGGCAGGCGCAAAGAAUCAUGCAAGAGUAGCGACUCUCUGCGAUCCUGCCGACUAUGCACCUUUUCUUGAAGAGUGGAAUGCGACGAGCGGCAGGCCAAGCACUGCGCUCCUCAACCGGUUUGCUUUGAAGGCGUUCACACACACGGCGGCAUACGACACUGCUAUCGCCAACUACUUCAGAAAGAGCUAUGCCUCGACGGAGCUCAUCCAAGAGGCAAAGCCAGAGGAUCGAGCUGCUGCCCGAGAACAUGUCCAACGCAUCGAGUUGCGAUAUGGCGCAAAUCCCCACCAGAAGCCUGCGCAAGCAUAUGUCACGGAAGGCAAGCUGCCCUUUACAGUACUGUCUGGCUCACCUGGCUACAUCAAUCUGCUUGAUGCGCUCAACUCCUUUGCGCUCGUCAAAGAAAUGUCGCUCGCUUUCGAUCCGCCUUUGCCUGCAGCAGCAUCCUUCAAGCACGUCAGCCCGGCAGGCGCAGCAGUGGGAACAUCGCAGCCACUGAGCGAGACCGAGGUCAAAGUCUUUGAUGUUGCUGGUAUUGAGCUCUCGCAACUAGCGAGAGCGUACGCCAGAGCACGAGGCGCCGACCGAAUGUCAUCGUUUGGCGACUUUCUCGCGCUCUCGCACACUUGCGACGUACCAACAGCCAAGAUCAUCUCGCGCGAGGUCUCUGACGGCGUCAUUGCGCCAGGCUACGAGCCAGAGGCGCUCGAGAUCCUCAAAAAGAAAAAGGGGGGCAAGUACUGCGUCCUACAAAUGGAUCCCACCUUCGAGCCAUCGCUGGUCGAGACUCGACAAGUCUACGGUGUUUCGCUUGAGCAACGUCGCAACGACUGCAAGAUCGAUGCGUCGCUCUUCACGAAUGUUGUGUCUGAUAAGAAAGAGAUCCCCAGCUCGGCCAUCACAGACUUGAUCGUUGCCACCAUCGCGCUCAAGUAUACGCAGUCCAACUCGGUCUGCUAUGCUCUCAACGGGGGUGUCAUCGGAUUGGGUGCCGGACAACAGUCCCGUAUACAUUGUACGCGACUCGCAGGCGACAAAGCCGACGUCUGGUGGCUCAGACAUCACCCAAAGGUGCUAAAUCUGCCCUGGAAAGAGGGCACGAAGCGGGCAGACCGGGCCAACGCGAUCGACCUUUACGUGACGGACACGAUUUGGCAGAUCGACGAAUCGAGCUCAGAACGCAAAGACUGGCAAGCGCUCUUCAAGAGUCUGCCCGAAUGCAUAAGUCCAUCAGAGCGCAAGCAAUGGCUCUCGUCGUUCAGCGGCGUCUCUCUCUCGAGCGAUGCCUUUAUGCCAUUCUCGGACAACGUCUACAGAGCCAGCCGUAGCGGAGUGAGCUACAUCUGUGCGCCGUCCGGCUCGGUCAUGGACGGCGCUGUCGUGUCUGCAGCCAAUGAGGUCGGUAUCACGUACACCUUUAGUCCGCUAAGGUUGUUCCAUCAUUGA